AUGAAUGAUAAAUGUCGUCGAUUACAUAUUGGAAUAAUUGGAUGUGGAUGUAGUGGUUUAGUUACAUUAAAAGAAUUAUUAGAUGAAGGUCAUGAAUGUACUGUUUUUGAAAAAUCAAAUUGUGUUGGUGGUUUAUAUAGAGAAGCAUAUCAACAAGGAAUAUUUGUAUCAAGUCAUAUAUUAACUAUGUUUGGAGAUUUUGUUGGAAAAGAUGAAAAUAUUCUUGAAGAACCUCGAAUGUUAUCAUUUAUUGAAUAUUCUGAAUAUUUAAAUGAUUAUGCUGAGAAUUUUCAUUUAAAAAAAUAUAUUGAAUUUAAUACAGAAGUUAAAUCAUUAUGGAAAGAUUAUUCAAAUAAUAAAUGGAAUAUUCUUUUAAAUAAUUCACAAAAUAUUUAUUCAUUUGAUCGUAUUGCAAUAUGUUGUGGAAUAUUUGGUAAUAAAAAUGUUCCAUUAUUUCAAAAUCAAGAUUUAUUUCAAGGAAAAAUCAAACAUUUAAAAGAUAUUAAACAUUAUGAAGAUUUUACUAAUAAAUCAAUAUGUAUUGUUGGUAGUGGAGAAUCUGCAAGUGAUAUGAUAUUAGCUGCUGCACAAUAUGGUAAAAAAGCUUUUUUAUCAAUAAGAAAUGAUCAUGGAUUUCUUAUACCACGUUAUAUACAUGGUAAUCAAUAUGGACCAGCAGAUUUAGAUACGUCACGUGCUCAUCAUUCAAUUCCACGGGCAUGGGGAAUUCUCCAUACAUAUAUUGAUAUGAUAAAUAGUUUAAUAAAAUCUUAUAUAAAAUGUUUUAUCUAUCAAAAAGGUCACUCAACUGAAUAUGAUUUAAUAAGACGUAAAGGAAUCUAUAUGAAUUUAAAACAAAUUCGAACAAGUAAUAUUUGGACAACAUAUGGAACAAAAAAUUCGAAUUUAGUUGAAGCAUUAAUUAAAUAUAAAGAUAAAUGUUCACGAAAACCAGGGAUAAAAGAAUUAAGAAAAAAUUCAAUUAUAUUUAAUGAUAAUACAGAAGAAUUUGUUGAUGAAAUUAUUUGUUGUACUGGUUUUCAAAAUUCAUUUCCAUUUAUUGAAUUAAGUUCCGAUGCUGAUCAAGAUUUAAAAGCAAUUGUAAAUCAAUCGAAAAUCUCACAUAAUUUAUAUAAACAUUGUUAUCAUCCUGAUUUAGGUGAUGAAAUUGUUUGGAUUGGUUUUGCUCGGCCAGCAUUAGGUGCUAUUCCACCAUUAAUUGAACUUCAAGCACGUUAUUUUGCUUUAUUAUGUUCAAAUAAAUUAAAAUUACCAAAUAAAACAGAUAUGAAUAAACAAAUUUCAAAAUAUGUGAAGUAUUUAGAAUGGCAAUUAACACCUUAUAGAGUAAAUCGUCUUACUAAUUUAACUGAUUAUUUAAUUUAUACAGAUGAUUUAGCAAGAAUUAUUGGAUGUCGACCUAAUUUUACUAAGAUAUUUUUUACAGAACCAAAAUUAUGGAUGAAAUUAAUGUUUGGACCAUUAUUAAAUGCUCAAUAUCGUUUAGUUGGUCCACAUGCUAAACCAAAACAAGCAAAAGAAAUUAUUUUAAAAGCUAAAUGGGUUAUACAACCAAAUAUUUUAUAUUUUAUUAUGUUAAUUAUUUAUGCUUUUUUUUGGUUAGUUUUUAGAAUUGAAUCAUGUAAACCAGCAGCUUGGUAUCCAUUAUAG
This is a messenger RNA of Adineta steineri, 1671 nucleotides long. Lineage: Eukaryota; Metazoa; Rotifera; Eurotatoria; Adinetida; Adinetidae. The record is from the annotation of a GenBank genome assembly.